Closterium sp. Naga37s-1 is the source of this 1814-nucleotide messenger RNA. NCBI's taxonomy places the organism in Eukaryota, Viridiplantae, Streptophyta, Zygnematophyceae, Desmidiales, Closteriaceae. The record is from the annotation of a GenBank genome assembly.
CUGCACCAGCUGGUCGAUAUUUUCACCUCCAGUCAGCGCGUGGUGGCGUUCACAGGAGCAGGCAUCUCCACUGCAGCAGGCGUGCCGGACUUCCGAGGGCCCUCGGGCAUAUGGACGCUGCAGCGGCGGGGGCAGAGCCUGCCGAGCAGCAUGAAGGCAUUUGGGGAUGCAGUGCCGUCGCUCACGCACAUGGUGCUGCUGCACCUGCUCAGACUCGGCCGCGUGCACUGCAUGCGUGCGCGGGGGUGCCGCGCACCCAUCUGGUGGAGCUGCAUGGCAGCUGCUUCCGGGAGCUCUGCCACCGCUGUGGGGCCGAGUACCAGAGGGCGUUUGAGCUGGAGAGCAUCGGGCAGAAGGCGACUCGCCGGCGCUGCACGUCUGUGGCGUGCGUGGCGCUGGGCACGGCUCCUCGCCUCAGGGACUCCGUUCUCGACUGGGAGGACGCGUUGCCCCCCUCGGAGCUGGAGCGUGCAGAGGACGAGUGCUCCAAGGCUGACCUCGUGCUCUGCCUCGCCACCAGUCUGCAGAUAACCCCAGCGGCCAACCUUCCCCUGCGAGCGCUGCGCAAUGGGGGGCGCAUGGUCAUUGUCAACCUCCAGAAAACCCCCAAGGACAAGAAGGCAUCGCUCGUCAUUGCAUCCCGGGUGGAUCAAGUCAUGGCUCACCUCAUGGCCUCUCUGCGUCUCACCAUCCCUCCUUUCCACCGCACCUACUCUCUGCACAUCCGCCACUGCCUAACACCCACUCAACCCCGAGGCAAGGGCAAAGCCAAGAAGCAUGCAGCAGCGGCACACCCACCAGAGUUCACAAAUAGGUGGAAGCUGAGUGUUGCAGUGGAGAGCACUCUGGGGGCCCUCGCACCCCUGCCAUCGCUAGACUGCAUUCAGGUCUCCUUCCCUGAAAGCUGGCCGUUGGAUGAGCUCACCCUCUCAUCCCCACCGUACACUUUCAACAGGACCUUCAAACUGCAGAUGCAGCAGGCGGAUAGGGAGGAGGGAGAGGGUGAGAAACAGCAGCAGCAGCAAGGCACGACCCCAUUGGGAGCCAUCAGUUUCACGUUCAACUUCUCCCAGGGCUAUGAAUGCGACCCUAUCACCAUCCAUCAUGCCAUCGCUCCUUGUCCUUAUCAAGAGCCAGCACCCACGGCAACGCAGGGCGAAGAGCAUUCCGUGACAUAUAACACCACAUCGCCACCACCACCGGUUCCCAUACCACCGGUUCCCAUGCCACCUGCUGUGCCGGAACUAACACUGGGAUCCGCAGCUGCCUCACCUGAAGGAAAAGCAAUGCCUGUUUCACUACCUGCAGCACCAGCAGCAGCGGCAGCAGCAGCAGCAGGAGCAGGACCAUCAGGAGAGCCAGAAUCCGCAGUACCAAGUGCAGCAAGCGGCUUGGCUGAAGCAGAAUGCACUUUCUGGGAAGGAAGGGCGGUGGGGAGUGUGCGAGUGCUUGAGCAAGCAGCAGGGGGGCAGCACGCAGAGCAACAAGGGGCACACGGGCAUAGCAGCAGCGGUAACCACACGGAGCAUGGCAGCUUGGAAGCAAGGCUGGAUGUCUCUCCACCAUCAAGCUCUGCCCAUGUACAGGCAUGCAACGGACUCUUAGAAAAUCCGGAGCAGGGUUCAGGAUUGCAGAAAGGGACGGGUCCUAUGUGGCAUGUGGUGGGCUAUGAGAUGCUGACAGCUGUCGUUCGGUACACAGUCAAUGAAGUGAAGAGACACAGGAAUGACUCCCUCAGUAAGCCCCAGCUCAUCUGUCCCUCUGCUGCCAAUCCUCUGUUGCUGCCACACAACAUGCCCCUGUUGUCUGCUUAG